ACACCAACAUCAAUAUGAAAUUCCUUUUGAUCCUUGCCAGUCUGGUCCUCUAUGUGGCCCUCACCUCUGCUCAGUCCUGCCCAGGACGUCCACACCAUCAGGACUGCUUAAACGGCAAGGACGAAGGAGUUGAGCGCGCAAGGCAUUGUGAUAGGGAUCCCAAUCCAGAGAUGUGGUACUACAACCGCAAUGAAAAUAGGUGCAUCAAGAUGAGGUACCUCGGCUGCGAGGGCAACCGCAAUCGCUAUUGCACGUUGAACGACUGUCAAAGGAAAUGCGUUCGACGAUUAUAAGGAGUGAAUCCAUUCCAACUUCCCA
This is a messenger RNA of Drosophila sechellia, 318 nucleotides long. RefSeq names its product kappaPI-actitoxin-Avd3c. NCBI's taxonomy places the organism in Eukaryota, Metazoa, Arthropoda, Insecta, Diptera, Drosophilidae. The transcript is spliced from 2 exons. The record is from RefSeq and is a predicted model, not a curated record. The coding region runs from base 15 to 293 and encodes 92 amino acids. Gene Ontology annotation, molecular function: serine-type endopeptidase inhibitor activity.